AUGCACAAAAGCAGUUCCGGUUCACUAGGCCCAGAUGGCCUCGACCUAACCAAAGCCUUCUUCAAACCCAUCUCCAACGCAUCCCCUCCCUCUCUCACCAAACGCCACAACAAAAUCUCCGUCAUCGGCGCCGGAAACGUCGGAAUGGCCAUCGCUCAGACCAUCCUCACUCAAGACCUCACCGACGAGCUCGUCAUCGUCGAUAACAAACCCGACAAGCUCCGCGGCGAGAUGCUCGACCUUCAACACGCAGCUGCUUUCCUCCCCCGAGUCAAGAUCAACUCUUCCGUCGAAUACUCCGUCACCGCCGGCUCUGAUCUAUGCAUCGUUACCGCCGGUGCACGACAGAUCGCUGACGAGUCCAGGCUUAACCUUCUCCAGAGGAACCUCGCUCUCUUUAAGGGAAUUAUACCCGUUCUGGCACGUUACUCGCCGGAAACGGUUCUCAUUAUCGUGUCUAACCCCGUCGACGUUCUCACCUACAUCGCUUGGAAGCUUUCCGGGUUUCCGUCCAACCGGAUCAUCGGGUCGGGUACUAAUUUGGAUUCGUCUCGCUUUCGUUUUCUCAUUGCUGAUCACCUUCAGGUCAACGCUCAGGAUGUUCAGGCCUGCAUAGUAGGGGAGCAUGGGGAUAGUUCAGUGGCAUUAUGGUCAAGUAUUAGCAUUGGUGGUGUUCCUGUGCUGAGUUUUUUGGAGAAACAACAAAUUGCUUAUGAGAAAGAGACACUGGAGAAUAUACACAAGCAAGUGAUUGACAGUGCUUAUGAAGUGAUCAGUCUAAAAGGCUACACUUCAUGGGCUAUUGGGUACUCUGUGGCUAGUUUGGCUCGGUCGAUUAUUAGGGAUCAAAGGAAGAUCCACCCUGUGUCUGUUUUGGCUAAGGGGUUUUAUGGCAUUGGUGAUGUUGAAGUGUUUUUGAGCUUGCCGGCACAGCUUGGUAGAGGUGGGGUUCUUGGUGUAACCAAUGUGCACAUGAAUCAAGAGGAGGAACAGAGGCUUAGGGACUCUGCUAAAACCAUCUUGGAGGUUCAGACUCAAUUGGGUAUCUGA
Messenger RNA from Vicia faba (fava bean), 1050 nucleotides. The record is from the annotation of a GenBank genome assembly. NCBI's taxonomy places the organism in Eukaryota, Viridiplantae, Streptophyta, Magnoliopsida, Fabales, Fabaceae.